CCCCCUUCCAGUAUACUCGCAUGUGACUUAUCCAUUCACAAAUAUGGAUGUGGGAAAAUUUGCAUAUAUGCAUUGGAAGUCGAGCCCCGAGAGGAACAACAACAACAAGUGCAACCAAAACAAAGAUGCUGCGCUCCUGACACUGAAACCCGCACAAGGCCAAUCGACGAAAUCAGGCCACGGACACGAAUUCCGGCACGGUGGCGAUGGCUAUGGCUAUGGCGAUGGCGAUGGCGAUGACGUAGAGGAUGCUUCCGGCAAACGGCCUACCAAAGCAAAAGGGGCAGCCAACCCGUAGCCAGGAACCACGACCACCCACACCACAAAAUCGUAUUUCUCCAGAAGGAGAGGUAA
This is a messenger RNA of Drosophila bipectinata, 354 nucleotides long. RefSeq lists its product as uncharacterized. Lineage: Eukaryota; Metazoa; Arthropoda; Insecta; Diptera; Drosophilidae. The record is from RefSeq and is a predicted model, not a curated record.